Molecule: messenger RNA, 3032 nt
Organism: Vespa crabro (European hornet)
Lineage: Eukaryota; Metazoa; Arthropoda; Insecta; Hymenoptera; Vespidae
Exons: 5
Coding region: 186-1397 (403 amino acids)
Biological process (GO): cell surface receptor signaling pathway
Cellular component (GO): extracellular matrix; membrane
Molecular function (GO): transmembrane signaling receptor activity
Source: RefSeq, a predicted model, not a curated record
UCGGAUGACUCGCUGAACGAACAACCUGCUUCUAGGUGAACUCGAAGAAUCUUCGAUGAGGAGAAAGGAUUUAUGGAGACGUUUGACGGAUUCGUUUAUCGCCUUACGAAGAUCAUUCUCUUGUUUUCGGUUUUAAACUGAAUUGAGAAGAUAAGAUAGAAGAUGGAGAAAAAAGGAAUAGAGGGAUGAUGAUGAUGAUGAUGAUGAUGAUGAUGAUGAUGAUGGCCGAAUUAGAUUCGUUCCUCUUUACGUUCAUCCUUUACGUAUUCGUCUUCUCAAACUCCUUGAGUUUCAUGAUUCUUGAAAGCGAGGCUACGAACGAAGUAACUCGAGGAAGAUGCUGUGUCCUAGAAUCGUGGAAAAAGGAAGAAAGGGAAUGGAGGGAAACGAGGUGUGCCAAUUUAAUCGACGACGAUGCAAAUCGCACCCUUCUUCCGUUUAUCGAAGAUCAAAUCACGGGACCUUCCGAACGAGUCGCAACGAGCACGGAAUACGUAGGACGGAUGUCCACGCACGAUCGCGCACAGUCCUACGAAAUCACCCAAGUACGAAUGCAGUCACGCGUGUGCGUCUAUGCGAACACAAAGAAAAUACGUAUGACGAAGAGAAUAUUGAGAGCGGGGACAACCGAUGCCGAUUGGUAUAAAGUCUGCUCGCUCGGUCCUUCUUACCACGCAGUCUUCGGGGCAGCAACCAGCACAAACGUCCAGACUCCAAUUACCAUGGAUUUCAAAACUCUUGGGUUUUUUAUGACUCUUCUGGCAGCCUGUCACGGAGGCAUUCUGCCUGCAGCAACUGCAGCAGUGGGACUUGCUGCUGCACCAGCCGCGGUUCUUCGAACAGAAAAUUACGAUCCCAAUCCUCAAUAUAGUUUCAGCUACAGCGUCGCCGAUGGACUUACCGGUGAUAACAAGGCUCAAGAAGAAACACGGAGUGGCGACGUCGUCCAGGGUAGUUACAGUCUGAUCGAACCAGAUGGUUCUCGACGAAUUGUCUCAUAUGCCGCUGAUCCAAUCAAUGGAUUCAAUGCCGUCGUACAGAAGGACCCUAGCGUAACUGUAACGAAAACCGCCGUAGCUGCACCAGUUGCACCGGUCGCUGCUGUAGCCGCUGCUCGACCUGCCGUGGCAGUCGCAGCACCCCAACUUCUUGCUCGUCCUGGACCAGUCCUUGCAGCUGCAGCAGCAGCACCAACCGCGGUAGCCCUUCGUCCUCAGAUUGCUCUUGGUGCACCCUUGCUUCGAUCAUCUCUGGUUGCUAGCUCUGGCCUGGCAGCGCCUAAUUUACUGACCACAAAUCUUGGACUUGGACUUGGACUCAGGGCAGGAUCACUCUACGGUACGCAAGCUCUUCUAGCGGGUACUUAUGGAGCCGGUGGCAUCGUGAAGGUUCAUUAAACCAGAUAGCUCCUCGUUCGGCUCGGCUUAGCUCGAUGACACGACCAUGUCUCACUCCCAUUCGUACUUUGUUGUUGUUAUUAUAUCGUUCGCUCUUUGUGUCUUUAUUCGCGACGCGAUCCCAUAAGAAUUUCACUCUUUUCCUUCUUUCUUUCCGACAAAGAUUCAAAAACUUCUAUACCAAUUGUAUUUUACAUAUUUACAUAUUACGAUCAUCGAUUAAUCGUAAAGACAACUAGCCACCACAGAGCACAGUUGUUUUCGCGUCUCGUUAACCAUUCAUCAUCAUCAACAGCACAACUUUUCUAUCGAUCAUGAGAUUUCUCGAUUCACGCAAAACCCAUUGGAAUCACAUCGAGUCUUUACUUCGAUCUAAUCUCUCAGCCUAUCGUCCAUCGUAAUAAUCUUGAUAAAUCCUCGAAGGAUUAAAUUCCGAUGAUCUAUUUAAGAUCUGCUCUUAUCAUCGAAAAAGGAUUCUCAAUGGAAUUGUGUAUCAUUGUUUGCUUUUUUUUUUUUCUUUUUCUUUGUGUUUCGUUCGUUUCUUAUUUCUUUUAAACGUAAAUGCUUGAAGGAAGUAAACGGUGAAAGUGAUCAUGGCCGAAGGAUCGAGAGAUGAAAAGAUUUUGAUGUUCGGUAAUAGCAUUCGAUCGAUUAAUAUGAAUCCUUGAAAUUUACAAAAUCGAGCGUCGUACCGAAGGAGGAAAAGGAAAAGGAUCUAUUGGAUUUGUCGCACGUAUUUAAUAUAAAUACACGAGCAUUAAAUAUAUACAUAUAUAUAUACACGUACGUACAUAUUAUACGUAACACACAUAUAUAUAUAUAUAUAUGUAUAUUACAUGUAUAUAUAUUACAUAUAUAUAUCAUGUAUAUGUAUACAUAUAUAUAUAUAUAUAUAUAUUUGAACGUAUCAGGCGAUAUGAAUCUUUGGAUAUCCGACAUUCUGUGACACGUAACGUUUGCGCCUCGACGAGUAGCUUUCUUUCUGCGUUUAUCGGCUCUUCGAAAGUUUACCAGGGAGAUCGAAAGAGUUCCAUGUCGAAUCAGCCGAAUUUAAUAUCUAUCUUUUUUGCAUUAUUCCGUCAUCGGUCGUCCAAACACCAACCACUACUACUACUACUACCAUCACCACCACAACCACUAUUACCACUCCAUUUAUCGUUUUGCACAUGUCCUUCCUAUAUUUUUUGUUUUAAUCAAUUUUUGUUUGUUCGUUUGUUUAUGUUCAUUCUUGCAUUAUUUACUUCCUGUGUGUGUCUUAUUUUUUUUCUCACUUCUCGUUCGUCGUUCCUUGCUUCUCUCGAUACACGAUUUAUCUCGUGAAACAUUAAAAGCCGUGAUAAUAAAUAUGUGUUCCUAACUCCGAUCUUGAUUGUCUAAGUUAAAAUCGUAUUAAAUUUUUCUAAUUAUUAUUCAAUUGACUUACGAUCCUUACACCGUCCCAUCCAGCCCAUCCCCCCUCCCCACCCCUCGGCCUUUUCAAACACCACUAUCAAUACGACUUAACAUAUACUUGUAAUAAUCCUCAUUCUUUUAAGCAUAAGUAAGCCGUUUAAUGUACCACGGCACAUACCGCGGCACGGAUUAUAUAUACCAGUUGUGUGAACCUUGAAAUAAAAAGAUAAGUUUUCACGCUAA